ACCAUUUCCAAAACUCUCAAGAUAGCCUGUGAAGUUUUAUCAUCCGGCCAUGAUAGUGGACCUGCCCGGAUCCCGUUCAGCACCUUCCAGUUUCUCUACACAUAUAUUGCUGAGGUGGACGGGGAGAUCUCUGCAUCACAUGUCAGCCGAAUGCUGGCCUACAUUGAACAGGAAGUAAUUGGUCCUGAUGGCUUAAUCAAAGCGUUAUCUUUGGGAAAGCAGUCUGCACCUGCUAAACUGACGAAUGGAAAGAAGUCGACUCGUUUAAGAAAGAUAUCACAUUUUAAUGCAGAUUCUGGCUAUCCCAUCCAUUCUGAUUCAGAAAGUCAGACUGAAGCUGUACAGGGGCUUGAUGGUUGUGCUUCUUUGCUGCAGAACAUUUUGAGAAAUGAAAAUUCAGGCUCAGAAACAGCAUGUUCCGAAAAUAGAUACAACCCUAGACCUUCGGAGGGCAAAAGGUAUGGAUCUAAACAGAAAGGAUGUGAAAAACAUACUCUUCCAGUUGUUGUGUCAAAGAGUAUUUUAUCUUCAGAUUAUAGAAAACAGAUACCUAAUAAAACUUCUGCUGGAAGUGAAAGAGACUCCUCAGAUAUGCCACAAAAUUGGUCAUUCCAAGAUCAUUAUAGAAUGUACUCACCCGUAAUAUACCAAGCCCUCUGUGAGCAUGUGCAGACUCAGAUGUCAUUGAUGAAUAACUCGGCUUCAAAGAACAACCCUAAUGGAAUUCCUGCUGUACCUUGCCACACUGGGUCUGGCUCUGACUGUCAGGCAACUCCACAUUCUAGUCACGGCUCAUCCACUUCCACCCCAAUCCAGUUACCUCAGCAGCCUCCCUGCCCUCCAGUGGUUCAUUCCGAAGUUCAGACUGAUGAUGACAACCUGUCUGCAUCACAACAUAAUACAGUUUCUGUGAACUGUAGUGAUAUUCUAAGGAAUACCUUUAGUACUAGUCUUGGAGUUCAGUGUAGCCUGCCCAAAUCUGACAAAGCAGCUAUUCCAGCAUUUCAGCAGCUGGACCUUGCCAAUGGAAUUCUGUCACAACAAGAAGUUUCUAAGGAACCAGACCUAUUACAGUGUUUCCAAACAUAUAUGAAUCUGUUGCAUUCAUAUCCGGACAGUCAGACACACCGAAGUCCCGCUCUAUCACAGUCAGCUGUCUUGGCCACUAAUGAAGAAAAAUGUGUCAAAGAACAAACUGGAGAGGUUACAAGUGAAGGAAAGGAUUUAAACAUACAUGUGCGAGAUUCAAGAAUAAAGGGUGUCCAGGAAGCAAAAAAUGGGAACCAGAGUGCUGAAAAAGUUAGAAUUAUUAAGUAUUUGUUGGGAGAGCUAAAAGCCCUGGUAGCAGAACAAGAGGAUUCAGAAAUUCAGAGACUGAUUACAGAAUUGGAGGCAUGUGUAUCUCUGUUUCCAGCAGCAAGUGGCAACACAAACAUUCAAGUUGAAAUAGCACUGGCCACGCAACCACUAAGGAGUGAAAAUGCUCGGUUAUGUAGGUAA
Messenger RNA from Artibeus jamaicensis (Jamaican fruit-eating bat), 1500 nucleotides. Its product is annotated as coiled-coil domain-containing protein 14-like. The transcript has 11 exons. The record is from RefSeq and is a predicted model, not a curated record. NCBI's taxonomy places the organism in Eukaryota, Metazoa, Chordata, Mammalia, Chiroptera, Phyllostomidae. The annotation marks the transcript as partial. Gene Ontology annotation, biological process: protein localization to centrosome. Gene Ontology annotation, cellular component: centriolar satellite.